Molecule: messenger RNA, 4881 nt
Organism: Condylostylus longicornis
Lineage: Eukaryota; Metazoa; Arthropoda; Insecta; Diptera; Dolichopodidae
Product: carbamoyl-phosphate synthase [ammonia], mitochondrial-like
Biological process (GO): L-glutamine metabolic process; 'de novo' pyrimidine nucleobase biosynthetic process; L-arginine biosynthetic process
Cellular component (GO): carbamoyl-phosphate synthase complex; cytoplasm
Molecular function (GO): carbamoyl-phosphate synthase (glutamine-hydrolyzing) activity; ATP binding; metal ion binding
Source: RefSeq, a predicted model, not a curated record
AUGGCCUCACUGAGAUCAAUAUCAGUAGAGGAUCUAUCUGGCUUCGGUGGGAUCGACGCUCCACCUGCCCGCCUCGUGCUUGAAGAUGGCCGUGUCUUCAAUGGGUAUUCGUUCGGUUACCCUCAAAGCACAUCUGGCGAAGUUGUAUUCAACACAGGAAUGGUUGGUUACCCUGAAGCGUUAACAGAUCCCUCCUACUGUGGUCAAAUUCUCACUUUGACAUUUCCACUUGUUGGAAAUUAUGGUGUAGCUGAGGACGUCUUAGAUGAAAAUGGAUUGCCGAAAUACUUCGAGGGAAAUAAAAUCUUCGUGCGCGGUUUGAUUGUCGCUGACUACUCGUAUACUGCGUCUCACUAUGCGUCGAAGCGGACAUUGGGACAAUGGCUAUCUGAACACAAGAUCCCUGGAGUCGGAGGUAUCGAUACCCGGGCUGUCACCAAACAUAUUCGUCAGCAUGGCGCAAUGCUUGGUCGAAUUUUGAUUGGUGACGCAAUUCCUUCAUCCAUUCCGUUGGAUGAUCCAAAUUUAAGAAAUCUUGUUGAAGAAGUUUCCAGCAAAGAUGUUCGGAUUUUUCAUUCAAAGGCUUUCAAGACGGGCUAUCGAAUCCUCGUCGUGGAUUGUGGGAUUAAAUUAAACAUCAUUCGGCAUUUUCUUUCUCAAGACUCUGCCCCCCUUGAAGUCAUUGUUGUCCCAUGGGACGAUCCUUUUGGUGAUCGAGAUCCAGCAUCUUACGACGGCCUCUUCUUAUCAAACGGUCCUGGGGAUCCCAUGAAGUGCGACAUCACGAUAGAGAACAUCAAAAAAGUCAUGCAAUUGGGAAAACCGAUUUUUGGAAUCUGUUUGGGAAAUCAAUUGCUCGCUCUUGCUUCUGGAGCCAAAACAUUCAAAAUGAAAUUCGGAAAUAGAGGAAUGAAUCAACCCGUAGUGGACCUCCGGACAACUCGAUGUUACAUCACUCCGCAGAAUCACGGAUUUGCUGUUGAUGCUAAAAGUUUAACACAAGGAUGGAAGGAAGUCUUCAUCAACGCAAAUGAUCAAACAAACGAGGGAAUCACACACACAUCGAUGCCAUGGCUCUCCGUUCAAUUUCAUCCAGAGGCUUGCGGCGGACCAACAGAUACGUGGUUCCUAUUCGAGCAGUUUUUGUAUCAAAUUCAGAGUGGGAAUCGUUCCCCUCCAGUCCACACAAUUCCGAUCAGUUUCCCAGUCCAGCGUCUUAGAGUUUUACUUGGAAGCGGGGGUUUGUCCAUCGGCCAAGCGGGGGAAUUUGACUACAACGGGAGUCAAGCGAUCAAGGCCUUAAAAGAGUCUAACCUUGAAGUAAUUCUCGUGAAUCCCAACAUCGCGACUGUCCAAACCUCUUCACAUCUUGCCGAUCGAGUUUAUUUCGUUCCUGUUCUUCCCACAUUUGUUGAGAAAGUCAUUCGCCGUGAAAGACCUCAAGGGAUUCUCUGCGGAUUUGGAGGACAAACGGCACUGAACUGUGCAGUGGAGCUUCAUCGUCGCGAUGUUCUUCAUAAAUACAAGUGCGAGGUUCUCGGUACUCCCAUAUCAUCAAUCAUCCAAACUGAGGAUCGAGAUCUAUUUGCCAAGCGAUUGAAAGACAUCGGCGAACGUUGCGCACCAAGUUGUGCAGCACGGACUUUAGACGAGUGUCGAGUUGCCGGAAACUUGCUUGGAUUUCCUGUUCUCGUUCGCGCCGCCUUCUCCCUUGGCGGGUUGGGAAGUGGUUUUGCUGAAGACGAAGAAUCGUUAAUCAGUUUAUGCAAGGAGGCAUUCAAUCAUUCGAAGCAGGUUCUUAUCGAUAAAAGUCUGCGGGGAUGGAAAGAGAUCGAAUACGAAGUUGUUCGUGAUUGCAAAGACAAUUGCAUUACUGUGUGUAAUAUGGAAAAUUUCGAUCCGCUGGGAAUUCAUACUGGCGACUCAAUCGUAGUCGCACCAUCUCAAACAUUAUCAAACAACGAGUUCUAUAAAUUACGAGAAACCGCAAUAAAGGUGGUUCGGCACUUCGGAAUCGUCGGGGAGUGUAACAUCCAAUACGCAGUUGAUCCUCAUUCAGACGAAUAUUUUAUCGUCGAAGUUAACGCAAGACUCUCAAGAAGUUCCGCACUUGCGUCGAAAGCAACGGGGUAUCCUUUGGCGUAUAUUGCUGCAAAAUUGGGACUUGGCAUCGACUUGUUACAAAUUCGGAAUGCUGUUACAAGAACGACGUCUGCAUGUUUCGAGCCUGCGCUAGAUUACGUGAUUACGAAAGUGCCACGGUGGGAUCUGGCGAAAUUUGCUUACGUUGAUAAAACAAUGGGAUCCUCGAUGAAAUCGGUUGGAGAGGUCAUGGCGGUCGGUCGAACAUUUGAGGAGUCUUUCCAGAAAGCUCUUCGUAUGGUUGAUGAAAAUGCGAGAGGAUUUGAUCAUGAUCGAUACAAAGAGUCCUCGCUUGAAGAACUCAAAGCUGAACUGCGAGAACCUUCACCGGCAAGAGUUUGGGCGAUAGCGCGCGCGUUCCAUUGCGGGGUAUCUGUAGAAGAGGUUUUCCAGCUGACACGAAUCGAUCGAUGGUUUUUAUCCAAACUCUAUCGGAUCCAUCUUGUUGACUCUCGUCUUUCUCGUUCAACUAUCGACAAUUUAAAUGAAGACAAUCUUCGUUCGCUGAAGAUUCUAGGAUUUUCUGAUCGUCAUAUCGGAUUCCGACUCAAACCUUCCGUUCCAGAAGAACAAAUUCGUAAUCUACGCAUUUCGAUGAACAUCCGACCAAGCGUCAAGCAGAUUGACACCCUAGCUGCUGAAUUCCCUGCAGCUACCAACUAUCUCUAUCUCACCUAUCAGGGCAUCGAGCACGAUGUCGACCCUCUGUCCAUGGUGUCAUGCCGAUCUCCCGUCGAGAGCCCCCGUAAAUCCGGAACGAGGUCACGACUACAGUCGAACGAAAGCGACAACUCGGAAGCCCCACGGUCUCCGGUUCUCAAAUCACCGACAUCUGUCUCCGCCACAUUGUAAGUAGGUUUGUUUUCAUCAAAUGAUUUUAUUCCUUAUAGCAACUCAAAUCUCGUCCAUUCGGAUCGUGGUCCUAUUAUCGUUCUCGGGUGUGGUUGUUAUCGUAUCGGAUCUUCUGUUGAAUUUGAUUGGUCUGCAAUGUCAUGUGUUCGUACUCUUCGUUCUUUGGGACAUAAAGCGAUUGUCAUCAAUUGUAAUCCAGAAACAGUGUCUACUGAUUAUGACGAAUCCGACAGAUUGUUUUUCGAAGUUCUUGAUCUCGAAACUGUUCUCGAAAUUUGUCACUUCGAAUCUCCAGAUGGAGUUGUUGUUUCUGUCGGAGGGCAAACUCCCAACAAUCUGUCCUUAGGUGCGUAUUUAUUGUCCCUCCCAUUGGGUUCAUUAUGUUCAUCAGAUCUUGAUAAAUAUGGAGUGACGAUUCUUGGGACAUCCGUUAAAUCCAUUGAUCAAGCAGAAGAUCGUCAUAAAUUCAGUCAGCUCUGUGAUUCGCUUGGAAUCGAUCAGCCAGCUUGGAGCGCUUUCACAUCAUUCGAUGCGGCUCUGUCCUUCGCGAAAUCUGUUGGAUACCCCGUUCUUGUCCGUCCCUCUUACGUUCUCUCUGGCGCUGCGAUGAGAGUCGUUGUUGCAUCAUCAGAGUUAAAAAAUUUUUUAAUGGGUGCCGCUCAAGUCAGCCCGGACCACCCGGUUGUCAUAUCAAAGUAUAUCGACAACGCGAAAGAAGUCGAAAUGGACGCAGUUGCUUCGGGAGGCGAAAUAUUGAACUACGCGAUAUCCGAGCAUGUCGAAAACGCAGGAGUCCAUUCCGGAGACGCAACGUUAAUUCUACCUGCUCAAAAACUCUACACUGAAACUAUCAGGCAAGUGAGACGAAUCAGCCAGAAAAUUGCGAAGGCCCUCGCUAUUUCUGGUCCAUUCAACAUUCAAUUCAUGUGCAAGAAAAACACUGUCCAAGUGAUUGAGUGCAAUUUGAGGGCAUCAAGAACGUUUCCAUUCAUAUCAAAAACAUUUAAUCUCGAUUUUAUUGAACUAGCAACGAGAGUCAUGGUGAAAGCCCCAGUGCGUUCGCAGGUGAUCAACUUGAACGACUUGGAUUUUGUUGGUGUGAAGGCACCCGUUUUCUCCUUCACCCGAUUGCGACGCGCUGAUCCGAUUCUCGGCGUAGAAAUGAGAUCCACCGGGGAAGUGGCUUGCUUUGGGACAUCCAAAUACGAAGCACUAUUGAAGGCGAUGCUUGCAUCGGGCUUCAAAAUGCCUGGAAAAAGUGCUCUUCUUUCGGUUGGGACAUUCGCAGCCAAGGUCGAAUUUCUCAGUGAAGCUCGUUUGAUGUGCGACCUCGGAUUUACGAUCUUCGCCACUCCGGGCACGUAUGAUUUUUUGAAAGAGUCGGAUGAGUUGUAUAAGCAAGGAGAUGACAAUGAAGACGAUGAGGACGUGAACCAGCGACAUGAGCAGCAGGGCAUUUUGAUGCGUCGCGCUGAAACACCUAAAAUCAAGACAGACGGUCAAAGCUCAAGUUUCCGAACGCCAUCUAAAUCAAGCCUUAUCCAGGAAUUGCUUGCCACCCCUUCUGUUGGCGAAGACAGGUUUAGUGGCAAAUUGUUUAAAGCGCACAAACCACGGCACCCGGAAAAGCCAAAUGCAGUUGAAUUGAUCGAGACCGGAAAGGUUUCAAUUGUGAUUAACAUUUCUGGAAGUUUGGAGGCACGAUCUUCAGAAUCUGCAGGUUAUCAGAUUCGACGUUCUGCAGUUAAUUGUGGCGUUCCUCUUAUUACGGAUUUGAAAGUUGCGCGAAUGUUCGUCGAAGCGAUCAAGAAGCAUGACGAGGCUGAACGUUCAGGCCGUCCAUUUUGGGAAAUUAAAUCUUGGGACGAAUACGUUAUUGGAAUGUAG